UCUACCUGACUACUAACGUGGCCACUUGAAUAAUACAACAUGCACUCUUCAAAGUUAAAUAACUGUAUAGAGAAUCACUUCAAUAUCAAAGAGGAGCAUGAAUUAGACAGCGUGGGCAAGAAGGCCUGGGUGAACCCCGCUUACAACGGCUCACCAGCAACAUCUCCUCUAAAAAUACGAGCACUCUACAACCCCAGAGCGCUACUGGAAAACCCUUACGAGAAUGUGGGCAAACUGGAAAUCCUGCCACCUUACCCAGUGGACAUCAAGACUGUGGAAAGCCAGGGGCCAAAGAAAGAGUCUCAUGGGUGCUGCUACUUCAUCUACAGGGGGAUCCGAGGAUUGUGGGGCACCACUUUAACAGAGAACACUUCAGAAAAUCGGGAGCUGUAUGUGAAGACCACCUUGCGGGAGCUGGUUGUGUAUAUUGUGUUUCUGGCGGAUAUCUGCUUGUUGACUUAUGGAAUGACCAGCGGCAGCUCCUACUACUACACCAGCGCCAUGUCUGACUUGUUUCUCAACAGCCCAAGCGACAGUGGAGUUACUUUCCAAAGCAUUGGCUGCAUGUCUGACUUCUGGUCUUUUGCCCAGGGACCUUUGUUGGACGGCCUAUACUGGACAAAAUGGUAUAACAAUCAGACCAUCACUUACAGCCCCCAGUCAUUUAUAUUCUAUGAAAACCUGCUGCUUGGCGUCCCUCGGGUCCGUCAGCUGAAGGUGCGGAACAACUCCUGUGUGGUUUACAAGGACUUCAAAGAUGAGAUCCUCGGCUGCUAUGAUGUCUAUCAACAAGACAAAGAGGACAAGAGCUCAUUUGGGGAAUUAAAUGGCACGGCCUGGAGAUACUCAUCUGAAAAGGAGCUGAAGGGGUCUUCUCACUGGGGCAUUAUAGAGACCUACAGUGGUGGUGGCUAUUAUCAAGAUCUCGCAACAAACAAGCAAGACAGUGCCAUGAUGCUUCAGGAUUUAUAUAGGAAUAUGUGGCUGGAUCACGGCACCCGUGUUGUCUUUGUUGACUUCACAGCUUAUAAUGCCAAUGUUAAUUUGUUCUGUGUCAUAAGGCUUGUGGUUGAGUUUCCAGCGACGGGUGGAGCAAUCCCAUCAUGGCAGAUUCGAACUGUGAAACUGAUUCGCUACGUCAGCAACUGGGACUUCUUCAUCAUCGGCUGUGAAAUUGUUUUCUGUAUUUUUAUCUUUUAUUACAUUGUGGAGGAGGCGCUGGAGCUGCGUAUCCACAAACUCUCCUACUUCAGAUCUGUUUGGAAUGUACUGGAUAUUGUGGUCAUCUUGCUUGCCAUUGUUGCAAUUGUAUUCAAUGUAUUUCGCACUAUAAAAGUAAAUUCACUUUUGGACAAGUUGCUACAGAAUCCUGGUAUUUAUGCAGAUUUUGAAUUUCUGGCAUUUUGGCAGACUCAGUACAAUAAUAUGAAUGCUGUGAAUUUGUUCUUUGCCUGGAUAAAGAUCUUCAAGUACAUAAGCUUCAACAAGACCAUGACGCAACUGUCAUCAACAUUAGCCCGCUGUGCCAAGGACAUCUUGGGCUUUGCCAUCAUGUUUUUCAUUGUAUUCUUUGCCUAUGCUCAGCUGGGCUACCUUCUGUUUGGGACCGAAGUGGAGACCUUCAGUACCUUUGUAAAAUGCAUUUUCACCCAGUUUAGAAUUAUCCUGGGAGAUUUUGACUUUGAUGCAAUUGAUAAUGCCAACCGGGUCCUUGGGCCAAUCUACUUUGUCACCUAUGUCUUCUUUGUUUUCUUUGUGUUGCUGAACAUGUUCCUGGCCAUAAUAAAUGACACCUACUCCGAGGUUAAGGAAGAGCUUUCCCAGCAGAAGGAUGAACUCCAUUUUGCAGACAUCUUCAAACAGGGAUAUCUGAGGACGAUGAUGAAACUAAAAUUAAAGAAGGAGAAGAUCUCUGAUGUGCAGAAGACCUUGAAGGCAGGAUCCAAGGAGCUGGGGUUUGAGGACUUCCGGGACAGCUUGCACAAAAUGGGCCACGCCGAUCAUGAGAUUUCUGCAGCAUUCACGCGGUUUGAUCACGAUGGCAAUCAGAUUCUGGAUGAGGAAGAGCAAAAAAGGAUGAUUCGUGAUCUAGAAGAGAAGCGGGUGGCGCUGAAUGCAGAGAUAGAGAACCUCGGACGAAAUUACAGUAAAAACACUUUUGAUGAACCAGUGGAGUGCGUAGAUGUGAAGAACAGCAACAAACCUGACCGAAGUGCCGAGAUCUUGCCGGAGGAGUUCCAGAUGUUACUUCGCCGCGUCGUUCACCUGGAGAACUCAGUCGGCAACAUAGUGUCUAAGAUGGAUGCACAGGCCAUAAAGGCAGAACUUGAAGACAAAAACAAGGUGAAGCGAAAGGAUAUGAUGAUCAAAAUGAUGGAUGAGAAGCCUGUGCCAGGGAACCUGCUGCAGCACAAGAUCCCAGAAGCCACAGGGGGCGCUGUACUGGCAAAGCCCACAUUUGGGCUCAAUCACCCUUCUGAUGAGGUCUGGCUAGGCAGCUCCACAGGGUCAGUCUUCCCACCACCAGGCACCCGGGUGCGUGCCAAUGUACACUUCUGAGGGUACUAACCCACAACAUAAUUAUUAAAAAGAGAGGCGCAGCUCUCCCGAUUCUUCAUGUAGACUAUUAGAAGUGUCACGUGUACCCUAGGAUAAACACUCUAGACAGGGGACUGCAUUCAGCCAGUCACUGGGCGUUUUCACAAUAGCCAGCGUUGUCUGAAUCACUAACUCCGUGUAAAAAGUAGAAGUGAAAUCCGACAGCAUGUUAAUGCCACAUUAAACGAGGUCGGCCACUCGGUUGCUAAUCUUAUAAAGACGAUUCGAGCCAAGGACAAAGCAGAGGCCUAGUCCAGUUUUCAUAUGAGUAUCUCAGCACAAACAGCCCGAGCUGUCCUUUCUGGACUGAUGUCUGCUGAGCUCCGUCACACCCCUCUUAUGUAAGACCCUUUCUUUCCAGUGUGCUUCAUGACACAAUAAAAUCCACAGUGCUAGGCUUCCUAUGAGAUGCAAUAUGU
Erpetoichthys calabaricus (reedfish) is the source of this 3017-nucleotide messenger RNA. It is a transcript of the gene pkd2l1, whose product is annotated as polycystic kidney disease 2-like 1. Gene Ontology annotation, cellular component: membrane. The coding region runs from base 40 to 2559 and encodes 839 amino acids. Lineage: Eukaryota; Metazoa; Chordata; Cladistia; Polypteriformes; Polypteridae. The record is from RefSeq and is a predicted model, not a curated record. Gene Ontology annotation, molecular function: sodium channel activity; muscle alpha-actinin binding; calcium-activated potassium channel activity. The transcript is spliced from 15 exons. Gene Ontology annotation, biological process: potassium ion transmembrane transport; detection of mechanical stimulus.